ACUGUUCAGGAAGCCUGUGUUAAACAUUCCGCGAGCGAAUGAAUCUUUUCUCUGUCUGUAUUUUUGCGAUAUUAUAUAUUUAAUAUGCAUCGUAAGAGUACAUUUUACGCUUAAACUUCCACCAGCCUUGUCAUCGCGUUCCGAUUUAACAGCAGUUAUUAAGUAGAAAUGAGUUUGUUCUAAAAUGGCAAAGUCUGACUCUGGUUCGAUGUUACUGUGGUGUGGUGUUACCGCGGUACGUACGGUGUUUCUCAGCGUGUAGGUAAAACAGGCUGAGGCAGGAAGCGCCCGCUUUCUCUCUGACUAGUGACUACUUCCCACAAGUUCACAAGACUCGAGAGCAGCUGGACUCGAAGUAGAAACGCUCCUAAAAAUGACCCUGCAGAGCUAAACAUAAUAAACAUAACAUAAUAACAGACAUAUAAGUACGUUUAUCGAUGUAAUAUCUAGUGAGAUGCUUUGCUAUUUUCAUUAGCUGCGAUUCGUGGACCGCGUCCGGACAGGAACUGCCGUUUCUCGUAAGGAGCUCGAGAGAAGUUGCGAGCGGCGGCGGGAGCGCGGACACGCGGGCGCGAGAGCACGCGGCGGACGCGCUCCGUGACACGCAGCUGCCCUUUGUUUGGGACGAUGCUGUGAAGAAGAUUACUUUGGUAUGCGAGGCAUUUCCGUGUGGCUCUUUCCAACAGGGAAUUUACGGUGUGAGUGACAAUGACUUGGAGGAAGACAGAAUCCCUUAAAAGUUCAAUAGGCUUUGAGUCGGCAAUGGAUAGCACACAGGUCAUGAGGCCUGGGCUGGAGAUCAAGCUGGUAUCACUGCUUGUGCUGUUGUUCAUGACAUUUUUAUGUGGCACCACUGCCUUAUUCAUUAUCAGAGGGAGGGGGAGAUGUCACGCUGACCCAGAAACCCGACGCAAAGCUGUAAGUUUGGUGAGUUGCUUUGCCGGUGGAGUCUUCCUGGCCACUUGUUUUCUGGACCUGGUGCCUGACUACUUGGUGGAGAUCAGCAGGGCCUUCAACAACCUUGGAAUCACAUUACAGUUCCCUCUGCCUGAAUUCAUCAUGACCAUGGGCUUUUUCCUGGUUCUAGUGAUGGAGCAACUUGUCCUAGUCUUUAAGGAUAAAUCAGGAGGUUCUGCAGGAGAGAGACAGGCCUUACUGGUGGAGUCCAGCAACCAGUUACACAACAGAGAUAUUCUGGGCUAUAACCAUGUGCACUGUCCGCUUAUCCAUGGUAUUGAGGAAUCAACCAGGAUAAGGGAUCCUAGUGGAGAAGGAGUUCACCUUCAUGUUGACUUCAACUCUCAUUCUGCGAUCCGCUCCUUUAUCCUGGUGUUUUCACUUUCACUCCACUCCAUGUUUGAGGGUCUGGCAAUUGGGCUUCAACAGAAUGUUGAGCAGGUGCUAGAGAUCUGCAUGGCACUGCUGCUUCACAAGAGUGUGGUAUCGUUCAGCCUGGUACUGAAGCUUACCCAAGGCCAGCUUCGGCAGACUGUAAUUAUGGGGUGCCUACUGCUCUUUUCUUUCAUGUCACCUUUGGGCAUAGGACUGGGCAUUGUUCUCAGUGAGUACCACUCCACCCCACAGCAUCAGCUGGCACGAUCCACUUUGGAAGGUUUAGCAGUUGGGACCUUCAUUUAUGUCACCUUCAUGGAAAUCUUGCCUCAUGAGCUGGGCUCCCCACAAAACCGCAUCCUGAAAGUGACGCUACUGCUCACUGGGUUUGCACUGGUUACGGCAAUCCUCUUUAUAAAGAUCUAGAGCCCCCCUCCUUUAUUUGACUGCAAAGAAAAGUUUUGAAAUACCAGUAAACAAGUUUGUUUAUAACCAUGUGAAAUCACAUCCAUGAAAAGUGUAUUUUAAACCAUACUUUUAAUUAAA
This is a messenger RNA of Scleropages formosus (Asian bonytongue), 1878 nucleotides long. It is a transcript of the gene slc39a3, whose product is annotated as solute carrier family 39 member 3. Lineage: Eukaryota; Metazoa; Chordata; Actinopteri; Osteoglossiformes; Osteoglossidae. Gene Ontology annotation, cellular component: plasma membrane. The transcript has 4 exons. Gene Ontology annotation, biological process: zinc ion transmembrane transport. The record is from RefSeq and is a predicted model, not a curated record. Gene Ontology annotation, molecular function: zinc ion transmembrane transporter activity. The coding region runs from base 709 to 1758 and encodes 349 amino acids.